Messenger RNA from Linum trigynum, 2721 nucleotides. The record is from the annotation of a GenBank genome assembly. Lineage: Eukaryota; Viridiplantae; Streptophyta; Magnoliopsida; Malpighiales; Linaceae.
AUGGACUCGAUUCCCCUCGGCCAAGUACCCUUUGCUCCGACGAACGGCAGACUCUAUGAGAAAAGGCAGUUCCCCGUCAAAGAACGGCGCUUUCUUCGUCGCCAUAUCAGCAAACGGUACCAACUAGCGACUCUCAAGAGCUACAAGCGAUCUGAUUUCCCAGAUUUUCGGGAGUAUGCAAAGCCUUCACGACUUCUAGGGGUUUCCGAACCGAAACUCUGCACCGAGACAUCAUGGGAGCAAAGUAUUUCGUCGUCAUUCAGUGCAGGCGAUUCUCCUGAUUUCUACAAGGUAAAGCUACAGACAAGCAACAUGUAUGGAUCAGGUCUAGAUGAUCAAAAUGCUGGGGUGCUCUUGUGCUUGGUGGAUGAUAAAGGCAACGCAGUACUACAGAGGAUACCUUCCAUUUCAAAGAGCAGUUUGGCAGACUCAGCAGACAUUAUCGAGUCUGAAGUGGUACAUUUCCAACGAGGUGCCACUGAUGAGUUCUUCUUUGAAGGACCUCAACUGGGAAGGAUUGAAGCUUUGUGGAUUGGUGUUGAGUCAGGUCAAUGGAGAUUAGAUAGCGUGAGCCUGACUAAAUUUGAUGGUCCUCAACCUUCAUUGAGCAGAGUGGACGAAGUAAGCACAGUUCCGUUUUCUGGUUUCCAUUAUGAGUUUGAUGCCGAUGACAUUUUGCUUGGAGAGAAAGAUGAUUUAUCUAUGGUAGAACUUAGACCUCGUCAGAUUUCCAAGUUAUCAGAAGUCGACCCUCUUACCAUAUCGACUACAAAUUCUACUUCAUCGCCUAGCAGCAAGGUCUCCAAUGAGGAAAGCAUGAGAGAAUAUGCAGAUUUAAAACUGUCUUUGCUAUCCUACGACGCCAUGCUUAUUCUUGGCGGUACACUGCUUUUGAACUUCUCAGCUGGUGAAAACUCAGCCGUUGCAUUCUUGAUCGGUGGGAUGUGUGGUUUCUCUUACCUGUUGUUGUUGCAAAGAUCGGUGGAUGGUUUGGAAGUGUCAGGAAUGCCCUCGGGCGAUCGGAAUGGCAUGUUCAGUCAGGUUGGUGGAGGAGUUAUUAAGGGAACAUUACCAAUAGUGAGUUUGGCUUUGGGGUUAGGACUGACCUUAGCAGCAGCUAGAUACGGGUUUGGAGAUAUCGAUCCCUCUCUAGUGUCUCCAAAGGAACUGAUAGUGGGAAUGUUGGGAUUUCUUGUGUGUAAAGUUGCUGUUUUGAUGGCUGCCUUCAAGCCUAUAAAGAGUGACUGGUUCCAAAGAAAAACCCAUCACCCAAUGGCGAUGAUGAAUUCACGAGCUGAAGAUCAACCUCACUCCCAGUCAACCGCCAUGGAUGAGAUCUCAUCCCCAUCACAGCAGCAGCUUCCCAUAAGCACCACCACGAAGACGAUCAAGAAGAAGCAGCUGACUCUGAUCCCUCUCAUCUUCCUCAUCUACUUCGAAGUCGCCGGCGGGCCGUACGGCGAGGAACCGGCCGUACAGGCCGCCGGACCUCUCUAUGCCAUCCUCGGCUUCCUCAUCUUCCCUUUCAUCUGGAGCAUCCCGGAGGCUCUCAUCACCGCCGAGCUCUCCACCGCUUACCCUGGCAACGGCGGGUUUGUCAUCUGGGCCGACCGCGCCUUUGGGCCCUUCUUCGGAUCCCUAAUGGGCUCCUGGAAGUUCCUCUCCGGCGUCAUCAACGUCGCGGCUUUCCCCGUCCUCUGCAUCGAUUACCUCAAGAAGGUAAUCCCAGCUCUCCAAUCGGGCUGGCCGCGGACCAUUUCGAUUUGGGGGUCAACUCUGUUCCUCUCGUUCCUCAACUACACAGGAUUAGUCAUAGUAGGUUACUUCGCCGUGUUCUUGGGGAUUGUAUCUCUCUCACCCUUCAUAAUCAUGUCAAUCCUCGCGAUACCCAAAAUUAAACCUCGCAGAUGGAUCAGUCUCGGGGACAAAGGGGUGAAGAAGGACUGGAAUCUGUUCUUCAACACCUUGUUUUGGAACCUCAAUUUCUGGGACAGCGUCAGCACACUAGCCGGGGAAGUCGACAAGCCAGCCAAGACGUUCCCGCUAGCGCUACUGAUCGCAGUGAUCUUCACCUGCGUCUCUUACCUGAUCCCUCUCUUCGCCGUGAUCGGCGCCGUCGCGGUUGAACAAUCCGCCUGGGAAUCAGGGUUCCACGCCACGGCUGCAGAGCUAAUUGCCGGGAAGUGGUUGAAAUACUGGGUGGAGAUCGGCGCGGCAUUGUCUGCUGUGGGGCUCUUCGAGGCCCAGCUGAGCAGCUGCGUGUACCAGCUGCUGGGCAUGGCUGAUUUGGGCAUCCUGCCGAUAUUCUUCGCCCUGAGAUCGAAGUGGUUCAACACUCCUUGGGUCGGGAUACUGGUGUCGACGGUGAUCACACUGGGUUGCUCGUACAUGGACUUCGCGGACAUAAUUUCGUCGGCGAAUUUUCUGUACACGCUGGGGAUGCUGCUCGAGUUCGCGGCGUUCCUGUGGCUGAGGAGGAAGCUCCCCGAGCUGAAGAGGCCCUACAGGGUUCCAAUGAGGCUCCCCGGGUUGAUUGUGAUGUGCUUGAUUCCUUCUGGGUUCUUGGUGAUCAUCAUGGUGGUUGCUACAAAGACUGUUCUUUUGGUCAGUGGGCUAAUGACUGCUGGCGCAGUUGGGUGGUUCUUCCUGAUGAAGUUUUGUAAGGCGAAGAGGCUGUGCAUAUUCAACAGUGAAAGCAGCAGUGUUGCUGAAGAUGAAUGA